Molecule: messenger RNA, 1092 nt
Organism: Phragmites australis (common reed)
Lineage: Eukaryota; Viridiplantae; Streptophyta; Magnoliopsida; Poales; Poaceae
Product: eukaryotic translation initiation factor 6-2-like
Exons: 7
Coding region: 147-887 (246 amino acids)
Biological process (GO): assembly of large subunit precursor of preribosome; maturation of 5.8S rRNA; maturation of LSU-rRNA
Cellular component (GO): preribosome, large subunit precursor; cytosol; nucleolus
Molecular function (GO): ribosomal large subunit binding
Source: RefSeq, a predicted model, not a curated record
CUCGCUCGUAUAAGAAUCAAGAACCCACCUGUAAAUCGCAACCACCACGCCUGCGCGCGCGGAGCCCCGAUCCCGCAGGCCCCCUCGCGCCCGUCCCCGCUAAGCCCCAACCACUCGUCUGCGAGAACUCGCGAGCGGGCCCGGCAAUGGCGUCCCGCGUCAAGUUCGAGAAGUCGUGCGAGGUGGGCGUCUUCGCGAGGCUCACCAACGCCUACUGCAUCGUCCCGGCCGGCGGCGGCUCCCAGAAUUUCUACAGUGUUCUUGAGGCCGAGCUCGCCGGCGGCGUCCCGGUCGUCAGGGCAUCCAUCGGCGGCACCAGGAUCGUCGGGAGGCUGUGCGUCGGUAACAAGAGAGGGCUUCUUCUGCCCCAUACCAUCACCGACCAAGAGUUCCAGCAUCUGAAGAACAACCUGCCUGAUCAGGUGGAAAUCCGUCGCGUCGAAGAGCGCCUUUCCGCCCUGGGAAACUGCAUUGCUUGCAACGACCAUGUUGCUCUCGCACAUCCAGACCUGGACAAGGAAACUGAAGAGGCCAUCUCAGAUGUUCUCGGGGUAGAAGUGUUCAGGCAAACGAUUGCAGGGAACAUCCUGGUUGGGAGCUACUGCACCUUCACGAACGAAGGAGGCCUUGUUCACCCGCAGACGUCGGUCGAGGACCUGGACGAGCUCUCGACGCUGCUGCAGGUACCCCUCGUCGGCGGCACCAUCAACAGGGGGAGCGAGGUCGUCUCAGCCGGCAUGGCAGCCAACGACUGGACGGCGUUCUGCGGCUCGGACACCACGGCGACCGAGGUUUCGGUGGUUGAGAGCGUGUUCAGGCUGAGGGACCCUCGGCUCGGGGCGCUUGGUUCCGACCUGAAGAACUCUAUGGUUCAGGAUUACUAUUAGGACCUUGGACUUUGCCUGUUUGUCAAAGGGCAAGGCAAAGAUUCUGCAGAGUUAUGUCACUGAGGAUUUUGAUCAGAUUGAUCAAGCUGUUAGCAUCUCAAUUGCUUUAUCCCAAUUCCAAAGUACUACUUGUAUAAUUAAUACUGUCCGGCUUAAGAAUGUUUUGCCUACCAUUGCCUUGUUAGAUAACUCCGUUCACGCUUCA